UAGUUUCGUCUUAAAAUGACACGCCAGUCCCCUGUCGGGCGCGCGCCUCCUCGGGCACCAGCAGAACAUAAAGUGAGCCGCGCGCGCACGGGGCUCAGCAGUGAACCGGUAAGCAGCGGCUGUGAGAGCAGCUCCGGUUCGUUCAGGACGCCCGGUGAGGGCAGAAGAGAAAACGCGCGGCGGGGUGAACAUGAGCUGCGGGGACUGUGCGCACCUGGCCCCGCUGGAAGCCUCUUUUCUCCGGGAGCGCAGGAGGUGAUGCGCCCUGUGGGACUCGGGUCGGGUCUGUUACCGGAGAGGAUGGCGGAGCAGUGGAACCACAACACCACCACGUCCUCCUGGAAUCGGUCCGCAGCGGGACAGAACCGGUUCAGCAGCCUGGAUGACAUCGACGUGUCGGCGGACGGCUCCCCGACCCUGCGCAUCCUCAUCUCCAUCGUGUACUCGGUGGUGUGCGCCGCCGGGCUGGUCGGGAACCUGCUGGUGUUCUUCCUGAUGAAAGUGCGCCGGGGCAGGAAGAAACGCUCCAGCAUCAACCUGUUCAUCCUCAACCUGGCCGUGACGGACUUCCAGUUCGUGCUGACCCUGCCGUUCUGGGCUGUGGACACGGCCCUGGACUUCAGCUGGCCGUUUGGAAACGAAAUGUGCAAGAUCAUCCUCUCGGUGACGGUGAUGAACAUGUACGCCAGCGUGUUCUUCCUCACCGCCAUGAGCGUCACCCGGUACUGGUCGGUGGCCUCUGCGCUGAAGGACCGGACCCGGCGGCGGGUGUGCCCAGUGCGCUGGGUGAUCGCCGGGCUCUGGGUCUCAGCCACGGUGGCCUCUCUGCCCACUGCGAUCUUCUCCACAGUGAAGAAUGUGGCCGGGGAGAGGCUGUGCCUGCUGGGCUUCCCGGACGGACAGUCGUGGCUGGCGCUGUACCACCUCCAGAAGAUCCUGGUGGCCUUCGUGUUCCCCAUGCUGAUCGUCACCGUGUGCUACCUGCUGCUGCUGCGCUUCGUCCGCCUGCGCAGCAUGAACAACAACCAGGUGAAGCGCAGGUCCCGGGUGACCCGCUCGGUCACCAUCGUUGUCCUCUCCUUCUUCAUCUGCUGGAUGCCCAAUCACGCCAUCACCUUCUGGGGCGUCCUGGUCAAAUUCAACGUGGUCAACUGGGAUAAAACCUACUACAUGGUGCACACGUACGUCCACCCGGUGACCGUGUGCCUGGCGCACACCAACAGCUGCCUGAACCCGGUGCUGUACUGCCUGAUGCGCCGGGAGUUCAGGAAGAAGAUGAAGGAUCUGUUCUGGAGGAUCUCCUCGCCCACCGGGACGAACACCUGCCACCUGCGGCCGUUCUCCGGGACGGUGAGAGCGGAGCCGGACGACACGCAGAUCGUCAUCCCGCUCAACAACGUGGAGACGGAGAACUGCAGACUCUCUGUUUUGACAGAUCAGUGCGACACGGACGCGCUGCAGCGAUGAACUGAAAACCAGACUGAAGACUGGUCCACAUGUAACUUAUUACAGACUAACCUCUCAGAGGAACAGUGACUGAAAACUCCUUGUGAAUGUCGGUGAUUUGUCGGGACUUUCUCACUGUUGCGUUGUUCUUUUUACUGCAGGUGUUGCUGGAGUUCUUAGUGCUUAUUGUUUCGGAGAGCUCUGCGCCAAAUCCACCGCUGCUCGUGUAAAAACAGCAAAGCUCCGGACAGAUCAUCACAGCUAUACGUGGCGUGUUAGAUGUUUUCUGACUUCAUCAAAGGGAUUUUCUACAUUUUUAUCACAAUUUAAAGGUGUGAAACUUAAGAAGAAGAGAAGUGACAAGUGUGCGUAAAAUGCGCACCGAGGCGCCGCGCGUAAAACCAUCCAGCUGCGUUUCUGCUUCACCCGAGUCCGACUGGGAUCUCACAAGACUACGAUGCUGAUGCUGUUACUUGGCUUUGUGAAGCCUGAUGCUUGGUGUUUUUUUCUUAGUAAAUCGGAGUGCAGGCUCAGUGUCUCAUCCAAUGCUGCUUCUAAAGUGCUCUGUGUGCAGACUUUAUGUUCCGAGCAGAGGAAUCCCAGCCCGGUCAUGGUCCUGCAGGGAGGAUCCAGCCUGCUGCUGCUGCUGGUUCAAACAUCAUUCUGUGGAGUAUUAUUGAUGUUUGUUGUGGCUGGUGUGUAAAAUAUACAAGCUUGAGUACGUGAAUGUAAAAAAAAUCUGCCAAUGCAACCUUAAAACCAAUGUUUGGAGAAUAAAAUAUUUCACUUGUGUUGAUGUUAA
Messenger RNA from Lates calcarifer (barramundi perch), 2248 nucleotides. It is a transcript of the gene rxfp3.3b, whose product is annotated as relaxin family peptide receptor 3.3b. The transcript has a single exon. Gene Ontology annotation, cellular component: membrane. Gene Ontology annotation, molecular function: G protein-coupled receptor activity. Gene Ontology annotation, biological process: immune response; G protein-coupled receptor signaling pathway. Lineage: Eukaryota; Metazoa; Chordata; Actinopteri; Centropomidae. The record is from RefSeq and is a predicted model, not a curated record. The coding region runs from base 16 to 1467 and encodes 483 amino acids.